This is a messenger RNA of Desarmillaria tabescens, 540 nucleotides long. RefSeq lists its product as uncharacterized. Lineage: Eukaryota; Fungi; Basidiomycota; Agaricomycetes; Agaricales; Physalacriaceae. The record is from RefSeq and is a predicted model, not a curated record. Bases 1 to 540 code for a protein of 179 amino acids. The transcript has 2 exons.
AUGAAUGCGAUGGACUCAUAUGCUCCACUCCUGAGCCUAAACAACGAGCACUACCCGCAGAAAUGUUGUGGUGCCAUUACAUGCAUAUGUGAUGUACAAGGCAACAAGGGCGAAGACAGCACGCGCACCCGAAAUCCUUCACCAUCCGACACCGAGUCGGAGUCUGAUGGGUGGUCAGAUGCAUCCAGUUUAGACCCACUCUCGGACGCUACGCCUCCCACUAUCCCCGCUUAUCCUUCCAGUGUACCUGGACCAAUCGACUUCAUGGUGCUUGACAGCAGCCUUGAUGACGCCGUGGGUAACAUGUCAGCGAUUUUCCUCAAGUACAUACAAGCUUUCCCCCCAUCGACCUCGGCUCAUGAGCUGCAUGAUGCUCUCCAAAACUUAUACGACAUCUUGCGACAGGUGGAGGAGUUGGCGCGAUGGAUUGACGAGGCAGAGGUGUCAGACUGGAACAAGGCCCAAUAUGUACAUGCCUUGCAGACCGUUUUCUUCAAUCAGCAUGUAGAGUGGAAUUCCGAUUCGGAGCUGUCUGAGUAG